Seminavis robusta is the source of this 1188-nucleotide messenger RNA. The record is from the annotation of a GenBank genome assembly. Lineage: Eukaryota; Bacillariophyta; Bacillariophyceae; Naviculales; Naviculaceae.
AUGAGGUUUGUCUCCAACUGCACCCUCCUUGCUUCUGCCUUAUCGGCUGCAUAUCGUACCUACAACGAUACCCAGCCAAUCAGUUCUUUGGAACAUUUUUUGGAUGACAAUGGUAUCUUGCUAACAAUGUGCAUGCAAUUCCGUGGACGGAUUCCUUGGUUGGAAUGUUCCCGCAAGGAUGGAAAUUCCAAACUCUCAGCCUCUUGGAUUCAAGCAAGCAAGACGAGAGGAUUCCGAGUAAUUGGAAAGCCAAUUGAUGUUGGGCCACCCGUGGGAUUGGUUCUCAAGCCCUCUUCCACAAAAGUUAGGUGUCUGUACCCCGUAGAUGCUGGUACCGAUGGACGAGACAACAAUGGUUGUGGUCCCAACUCUUAUGACCCACGUUAUGGAUCCAAAGGAUACGACCAUGCGGGAUGGUUUCAAAGGCUCUUGACUCGUCAAGAACUUACUUACUACAAGAACCAAAAGUUUGGAAAAAAUAGAACUUGGGAAAGCAUUCCUUGCAACCAGCUUUAUGACAACCUAACUGUUCCAAUUCUUGGCUUGUUGGAGGAACGUCAACAGGAACAAAACACUCAAACCUCACACAAGAACAACCAAACCAGGUAUCAAUGGAAGUACAAAACACUGGAUGAAGUUGUGGUAGACCAAUGGUCCUACAAAUUGGGCCAUCCCGUCUGCAACCAAAGUCAACCAGCACCCAAACCAGACUUUAACGAAACAUCCAUAUUUGACUUCCUUGUCUACUUUGAUCGCUACUUUUGGUCUGGCGCAGAUGAUGACUGGCGACAAGUGGUAAGCCUCAUGGAAGAUACCAUAGACCGUCACCCUUUCGUGAGCACUUGGAAUGAAUUGGUGCUGGAAGUGCCACCAUCCUUUCAGGACUUUGUUGAGAACACCGUUCAGGCUGUCUUUUGUAUUCAAGGAAGAGGUUUGGUGCCAGAUCAAAUUGCCAAAUUCUGGGCUAGACGAGAGGCCAAAAAGAUGAACAAGCCACUUCUGUAUGUCAAUGAAAAAUCGUUGGGGACCGAUGAAGCACCAAGAAAGGAGGAAGAGACUGAGCUUUUUCAUUGCUUUGACGACGAUGAUGAUAUUGAGGAGGAAUCAGAGGAUGUCAUGGAGUUGAUGUUGGAGCAUGCCCAGGAAUCUCAUUCGACGCCGACUAGGCUCCGCAAAUCUUCUGCCUAG